CCCGCGAGCCCAACAAUGCUUGGAAACAUCGAAACGAAAAGAAGGAAAAGAAUCAUGAGAACCCAACGGCCUCAACUCCUCCUCUCCCUCAUCGGCGCAACAUUACUCUUCCACCUCCAGCCAAUCCCAGCCGUCGGAGACCCCGAUCCCACGGGCUCAACCAACGACAUAGAAUUCAUCCGUACAAGCUGCGGCACAACGUUGUACCCGGACCUCUGCUACACCUCGCUGUCCCGCUACGCCAACGCCAUACAACAAAACCCGGCUCGGCUGGCGAAAGUAGCCAUAUCAGUGAGCCUAGCCAAGGCGCAGCGCAUGGCCGCCUACGUGUCAAACAUCUCCAGCCAAGCCGACUACGGCGCCGACCCCCGGGCCGCGGGGGCGCUCCACGACUGCUUCACCAACUUCGGGGACGCCGUGGACGAGAUCCGCGGCUCGCUGAAGCAGAUGCGCCAGGUGGGCGACACAGGAGCCGCGUCAUUCAGGUUCCAGAUGAGCAACGUGCAGACGUGGAUGAGCGCGGCUCUGACGGACGAGGACACGUGUACGGACGGGUUCGAGGACGUGAGUGAUGGUUCGGUGAAGACGGACGUGUGUGAUCGGGUGGCGAAGGCCAGGAAGUUCACGAGCAACGCGCUUGCGCUGGUGAACAGUUAUGCCGCCAAGGGGACGCCUUGAUGGGUUUGUUAGGUGAAUUAGAACAGAAUAGCGUGAUUGAUACUACGUUAAAUUUAUGUUUUUUUGAGUGUCUCAAAAGUUCAAAGUUGUAUAUAUUUGGGCUUAAUUUCCUUCCUUUUUUUUUUCUUUUUUAUUAUUGUGUAUUAAUUUGGUGUGCUUGUUCCUUCUUUCCUGAAUGAAAGAAAGAGAAUAAGGAAGCUUCCUUUUUUGUUU
Molecule: messenger RNA, 891 nt
Organism: Corylus avellana
Lineage: Eukaryota; Viridiplantae; Streptophyta; Magnoliopsida; Fagales; Betulaceae
Product: 21 kDa protein
Biological process (GO): negative regulation of catalytic activity
Molecular function (GO): enzyme inhibitor activity
Source: RefSeq, a predicted model, not a curated record